Messenger RNA from Mesorhabditis spiculigera, 450 nucleotides. The record is from the annotation of a GenBank genome assembly. Lineage: Eukaryota; Metazoa; Nematoda; Chromadorea; Rhabditida; Rhabditidae.
AUGAACUUCUACUUGCUGUUGUUGUUUUUCGGGUUGGCUUCUACCGCGAAUCUUUGGGUUGACCUCUGGGCAAAUCAUCUGAAGCAUGGGUUAAUGAGAUAUGGAAAACUACAAACAGCAGCUAUCAUAAGUCUGCAGAAUGGCGCACUCGUUGCGGGCCCAGCUGGAGUCAAACUUACCAACCUCGAAGGUCGAGAGCUGGCUUCCCAUUUUGCUGAGAAUAAAUACUGGGAAACCAAAAAUGGAAACGUUACAGUGUUUGGAAAGAAUUAUGAGGUGACAAAGUAUGAUUACCCGGAUAAAAUUCUGGCAAAAGGUGAUGUGGACUCGGUGAUAUUGGCAAAAAAUAAAAUGACCCUUGUCAUCGCUGUCUACAACUUUUUGACGACGGCUGCAGAGGCCGAGAAGCUUGUCGACGAUUUCGUGGAGUAUAUAAGAACAUUGGGAUAU